This is a messenger RNA of Closterium sp. Naga37s-1, 1269 nucleotides long. Lineage: Eukaryota; Viridiplantae; Streptophyta; Zygnematophyceae; Desmidiales; Closteriaceae. The record is from the annotation of a GenBank genome assembly.
AUGGGACUAGAGAAUGCUUGUGACGAUAUGAAGAGACACGCAAAACAUCAGACGUUCUCACCUGCCCCAGCAGCAUCACCAUGGGCUUGGCCUCAAAGUCGCUCCCCGUCUGAAGGCGCAUGGGCGACACGUGCGGGGAGAAGGGGCAGUGAGGAGAGCGGGAUGGGAUGGAGUGGUGCAAGCACGGUUAGGAACGGCGGUGCAGCCAUGUGGUUGGGUGCAGCCAUGUGGUUGGGUGCAGCCAUGUGGUUGGGUGCAGCCAUGUGGUUGGGUGCAGCCAUGUGGUUGGGUGCAGCCAUGUGGUUGGGUGCAGCCAUGUGGUUGGGUGCAGCCAUGUGGGUGGGUGCAGCCAUGUGGUUGGGUGCAGCCAUGUGGUUGGGUGCAGCCAUGUGGGUGGGUGCAGCCAUGUGGGUGGGUGCAGCCAUGUGGGUGGGUGCAGCCAUGUGGGUGGGUGCAGCCAUGUGGGUGGGUGCAGCCAUGUGGGUGGGUGCAGCCAUGUGGGUGGGUGCAGCCAUGUGGGUGGGUGCAGCCAUGUGGGUGGGUGCAGCCAUGUGGGUGGGUGCAGCCAUGUGGGUGGGUGCAGCCAUGUGGGUGGGUGCAGCCAUGUGGGUGGGUGCAGCCAUGUGGGUGGGUGCAGCCAUGUGGGUGGGUGCAGCCAUGUGGGUGGGUGCAGCCAUGUGGGUGGGUGCAGCCAUGUGGGUGGGUGCAGCCAUGUGGGUGGGUGCAGCCAUGUGGGUGGGUGCAGCCAUGUGGGUGGGUGCAGCCAUGUGGGUGGGUGCAGCCAUGUGGGUGGGUGCAGCCAUGUGGGUGGGUGCAGCCAUGUGGGUGGGUGCAGCCAUGUGGGUGGGUGCAGCCAUGUGGGUGGGUGCAGCCAUGUGGGUGGGUGCAGCCAUGUGGGUGGGUGCAGCCAUGUGGGUGGGUGCAGCCAUGUGGGUGGGUGCAGCCAUGUGGUUGGGUGCAGCCAUGUGGUUGGGUGCAGCCAUGUGGGUGGGUGCAGCCAUGUGGGUGGGUGCAGCCAUGUGGGUGGGUGCAGCCAUGUGGGUGGGUGCAGCCAUGUGGGUGGGUGCAGCCAUGUGGGUGGGUGCAGCCAUGUGGGUGGGUGCAGCCAUGUGGGUGGGUGCAGCCAUGUGGGUGGGUGCAGCCAUGUGGGUGGGUGCAGCCAUGUGGGUGGGUGCAGCCAUGUGGGUGGGUGCAGCCAUGUGGGUGGGUGCAGCCAUGUGGGUGGGUGCAGCCAUGUGGGUGGACGGAAGCAACAGGAGGGAACUGUGA